Messenger RNA from Hippoglossus stenolepis (Pacific halibut), 7513 nucleotides. Its product is annotated as transcription factor 4. The record is from RefSeq and is a predicted model, not a curated record. The transcript has 21 exons. Gene Ontology annotation, biological process: regulation of transcription by RNA polymerase II. Lineage: Eukaryota; Metazoa; Chordata; Actinopteri; Pleuronectiformes; Pleuronectidae. The coding region runs from base 529 to 2646 and encodes 705 amino acids. Gene Ontology annotation, molecular function: DNA-binding transcription factor activity, RNA polymerase II-specific; RNA polymerase II cis-regulatory region sequence-specific DNA binding; protein dimerization activity. Gene Ontology annotation, cellular component: transcription regulator complex.
CAUGUGUGUGCAGUUUCCCUCCCGCAGCAGCAGCUCGGUGGUGCUGGAGCUCACUGUAAGCUAGGUGGCCGCACCAACACAUUUAUCUCGCCCGCGCCAGACGCACAUGGGAUCCCGUCCUGCGUGAACCCGGGGAUCUUCAGCAGCCGCAGCCGAGCGCAGGGCACCGCGAGCCCGGGCGGGAGCAGCACGCAGCGCGCACACACGGCCCCGGAGAACCGCUCCACGUUUCUGAGCCGCUCCAGGAACCCGGGACCGAGUCCUGCUCCGCGGAGGAUGAGAGGAAACUAGGUUUUGCGAUCGCGGCGCUGAGGUUGUUUCUCUGGAUUAAUUUGGCGGCGGCGGCGGAGGAGGCGCAGAGAACCGGGAGCGGAGCUGCGCGCACCGACCAGCCGAGGUCUUUCCACCUCUCCUCCCCUCUCCUCUGCCUCUGUCUCUCACUCUGUCCGCCCGUCCACCCAUCCUCUUCUAUCCAUCUCUCUCUCCGUGUGUUUCCAUGUCUCUGUAGGUCCGGGAGAUUUUGCUAAAAUGCAUCAUCAACAGCGGAUGGCAGCUUUGGGAACAGACAAGGAACUGAGUGACUUACUGGAUUUCAGCGCAAUGCGAAACAGCGAUUUGAAAAUGUUCCCACCAUCCAUGAUGUUUUCCCCUCCUGUUAGCAGUGGAAAGAACGGCCCGACCUCCCUGGGGAGCGGACAUUUCUCCGGCUCAAAUAUGGAGGAGAGGACGAGUGCAGGAUCGUGGGCGAGUGGAAGUCGUUCUUCCAAGAGUUAUGCAGAAGGGUCUCAGUACAUGGCGUCACAUGACAGCCUCUCACCUCCGUACACCAACUCCAGGCUCACAGGUAAAUCAGAGAGGAGCUCCUACUCGUACGGCCGAGAGUCCAACCCCCACUGUCACCAGUCGGUACUGGGCGGUGAGUUGGGUUUGGGGAGUCCGGGCACGGCGUCGCCCACCAAGCCGGCCGGUCAGUACUACCAGCACUACAGCUCCAACCCUCGGAGGAGAACACUGCCAAUGGACACCAUGGAGAUUCACACAAAAAAAGUGCGGAAGGUCCCCCCCGGCUUGCCGUCCUCAGUGUACGCACCGUCUGCCAGCACAGCCGACUACAACAGGGACUCACCGGGCUACCCCUCCUCCAAACCUCCCAGCGCCGGCUUCCCAAGCCCCUUCUUCAUGCCAGACGGUCACAGUGGAGAUCCAUGGAGCAGCAGCAGCAGCAGUAUGGGCCAGCAAGGUUACCACGGCAGCAUGCUGGGGGCGGGGAACUCGGCCCACGGCCCCUCCCAGAGCUCCUCCUACUGCGGGAUCCACCCUCAUGACAGACUGAGUUACCCCUCGCACUCGUCUGCAGACCUCAGCUCCAGCCUUCCUCCCAUGUCCAGCUUCCACCGAGGGGGAGGGGGAGGGAGCGGGGGCGGGGGCGGGGGCAACCACUACAGCACCGCCUCCUGCACCGCCUCCACCAACGGCACAGAAAGCAUCAUGGCUAACCGAGCACAGAGCGCAGCAGCCAGCAGCUCUCAGACAGGAGAUGCCUUAGGGAAAGCGCUCGCAUCAAUUUAUUCUCCAGACCACACGAACAACAGCUUCUCGUCCAACCCCUCCACCCCAGUGGGCUCCCCCCCCUCCCUCACAGCUGCCAGUUCAGCUGUGUGGUCGAGGAACGGUGGACAGGGAGCGUCAUCGCCAAACUACGAGGCUCCGCUACACUCUCUGCAAAGUCGUAUCGAGGACCGUCUGGAGCGUUUGGAUGAUGCCAUCCACGUUCUGCGGAGCCACGCGGUGGGGCCGUCUACGGGUAUGCCCAGUGGCCACGGUGAAAUGCACAACCUCAUCGGGGCGGCACACACGCACAACGGUGCCAUGGGCGCCUUGACCAGCGGGUACGGGUCGGGACUGCUGUCGGCCAACAGACACGCCCUCAUGGUGGGCCCUCACAGAGAAGACGGCGGGAGCGGUUUGCGUAGCGGCCACUCGAUGGCCGGUCAGGGGCCUGGGCCUCAGCUGCCGGGUCAGUCGGCCUCGUCGCCGGACCUCAACCAGCCCGACCCGUACCGCGCGCUGUCCGGAGGUCAUCAGGGCCAGAGCGCCUCCUCCGUCAGCUCAGAGAUCAAGUCUGAGGACGAGGGCGACGAGAACCUCCAGGACUCCAAGCCUCUGGAUCCCAAGAGGGAGGACGCCGACGGCAAGGAGCUGAAAGCUAAUGACAGCAACAACGAGGACGAGGACCUGUCUCCGGAGCAGAAGAUGGAGAGGGAGCGGGAACGGCGGAUGGCCAACAACGCACGGGAACGCCUGCGCGUCCGUGACAUCAACGAAGCGUUCAAGGAGCUGGGAAAGAUGGUGCAGCUGCACCUGAAGAGCGACAAACCUCAGACCAAGUUACUGAUCCUGCACCAGGCCGUGGCCGUCAUCCUCAGCCUGGAGCAGCAAGUCCGAGAGAGGAACCUGAACCCCAAGGCCGCUUGUCUGAAGCGCCGCGAGGAGGAGAAGGUGACGGUGACGUCGGACGGGACCCCCCUGUCGCUGGCCGCCGCGCACCACGCCGCCGCCUCCGUCAUGGGCGAUGGGUCGAACCCCAUGGGACAAAUGUCGAAGGUGCCAGAGUUCAUCAAGAUGAUGAGUGACCACUUCCUCUGACGCUGUUUCCAUAGCAACCCAGCUCUCAAUCAAACCCGUUGUCGCUUCAGCCCGACCAAUCAGAUCAGCCUCUUUCUCUCCUCUCGUCUGUCGUCUCCGAUCCUCCUCCUCGCCUCUGUCUCCCUCUUCUGUCGAGAACACGAACUGCAGAGUCACACUAGUCGCUUUCGUCACUUCGCCGCUGAAGUGAACCGGACGCCACUUUUGGAGACGUUGAAACCGCCGCCGCCGUCACGUGGCCGCGAUGAAGCGGAGGAUUGUGGGAGCUUUUCACACAAAGUGACAGCAACGGACAAAAGUCUUUGGAAUCACAUCAUCCAAGAAAUUCUUCUUGUACUUCUUGUUUUAUCAGCAUUCCCAGUUUUAAAGAAUAAAAGGGUUCUAUAUAUAUAAAAAUAUAUAUAGUAUAUAUACGAGAAAAGGCAAAAAAAAAAAUGAUGAAAACCUUGAUUUUUAAAAAAGUGCACCGGGACGCAGGCAGCGAGGAGACGAAGGUCGUUCAGAGCGGAAAACAAAACAUAUCACAAAGUGUUUCAAGAGAUUUCUGUUUUUUUAGUUUUUUUUUUUAAAGCAACAACAUGUUGUUGGACGCAGCUUCGGCGCGUCUCUGAUUGGUCUGAGGUUUGUCGCUCUUCGGGUGCAGCUGCACCAUCUUUCCCAGCUCCUCGAACGCACCGUAACGCAACGAACGCAACGAACGCCCCCACCCCCACCCCGCACCCUCCUGUGGAUGAAACUGUGCCUGAUGGUAACCAGUCACAUAGACACACACAGAGAAGCAAAGAUGACGAACAAGUAAACAGAACAGGACAUUUCCAGGAAGUCGGCCGAACACUCGCACAUCAGCUCGCAAAACCACACUUCAAGUACAACGAGAGAGAUUUGGAAUCUGUUCGUGAUCUUAGAGUUUGUAGAAGACGCUUAAGUUCACAAAUGCUUCUUGACUAUCAUAGAUACUCGGACAAACGUGGGGCUAAACAAUAACAAGGGGCCACUUUCCCUCCCCUUCGACUGCAUUCCCUCCUCAACGUUCAAACUGUAAGAUUAAAACAAUUAUCAACCUUUUUCCUUUAUGUAAUUUCAUCAGUGUUUCCUGCCGAGACACGUCGAUCUACGUCAGAAUCAACACAGACACAAAAACCCUCGACAGUUGUUCCCAAAUGACCCAAAUGUGUAUCUGCCGAGUACGAAGAGAAUCAAUCAUUGAACCAAUUGAAUCAAUCAGCCAGUGAGCGACUCCACCGGCUUUGGGGAGUUUAUAGUUUCUGAAGGUAGAGGAAUAAAGACGGGGAGCAGGAAUCAUGCAGUAACGUUAAAGUGUACUUUUAAAUGCGGCAGAAAGACAAUUCUCUCGACGUCUUCAUCUGAGAUUAUGGUUGAAGGUUAUCGAACAGAAAGCUCCGGGAAACAUCUGAGAAACAUCGUCUGUCAGCUGCUCAGCAGCUCAGGCAGCGCAGGAGACUGGUGCUCAGAGGGAACUGGGAGGAUGAUGGCCGACAGGUAGAUGGAGGAGAGGGAAGAGGGCUGGACUGAGCACUGACGUCAUUUCUAUUCCACUUUUAGCACAUUCCCUGAAUUGCAAUCUACUUGAAUCAAGCGCUGCCGAUGCCCUGAAGGCCUGAACUGCAGGAGGGGUGGGGGGGCGGUCAUGGGAGGGGGGACAGCAGGAUUGAUUGGGACCAUAAGAGAGAGAGAGUAGAUCGAGUCCGAAGGUCUAAGCACUGACGACUGCAGAGGAAGCAAAGGAACAAUCAUUGGGGUUUUAAUCUCGGGGCCAAAGUCGUCAAAUCAUUCCUGAAACAGAUUCAUGAGAUUUCCUCUCGGUCCUGAACCUCAAACUCCAGACUUCUAUCUGCCUCAUUGGCCUGAUCGCAUUUAGCUGCUUCAGGAUCAGUUCCGAUCCCUUUUCCAUCGUCGAUCCCUUGAAUCGUCGACUGUGCAGUUCUGUCUGCAGUGGGAUGAGAACAACAUCUGGACUGGUUGGUACUGAUUGGUUUAUUCGUAAAAAGGUUGUUGCACAAAGCUGCAGUUUUAGGUUCAUGCAUCUGGACUCGAGGCCAAAGGUCAGUAAAGUCUGGCUCUUAAUCAUCAGCCAGAUUUAGUCUGAUUUCAGUAUCUCGACUUUGGCCGAGUGUUGUUGUGAACAUCUGUGAGAGGUCCAGUCCAGAAACUAGUAUCAUCCAUCUGUUUGACCGACCCAGGUUUCUGAGGUAGAUGUCGUGAAGUCCAGAUCGUCACCGAGUGGAAAUCCAGAUAGAAACUUAAAGGCUUGUUGAAAUAUCUGCCUCCAUCGUGUUCUCCGCCCCUCGGACUCCCCCUGAUUGAAACCCCUCUGAGUCCAGGCCUACGUCUGAUCUUCACUGCUGACCCUCGCCUUAUUAGCCCUGAUCGAGAGUCCUAGCCCCCCCACCCCGCCUCCCCCGGUCUCUUGCCCCACCCAAGCGGUCCCACAGAUGCAAUUUGAACAUUCACUUCUACCAAUGUGCCUUUUUAGAGUUCAUAUCAUUCGAGUUACCAGAGGAGGACGUGUACCUGGUCUUUUAAUAGGAUGCAAGCUUAGGGAAACCUGUUCUUAGUCGUUAGGUUCUAUGCAGUCGGGUUUUUUACCAGACCUGGGUAUUUAAAAAAAGCUUAAAAAGGAAAAAAAAGUAUUUUUUGGAUAAAAAAAAAACAAAAACUGUAUUUAAUGUACUGUACACUUAUAUGUAAGUAGACAGCGUGUUCUGGCUCUGAGCCGAUGGGACAGACGCUUGAUUUAGCAAAACGAGCCCCCGUCCCAGUCGUCCCCUCCCCACAAAUCCUCCAGAACCCCCCACCUCCCCGUCCUGUUCCGAGCCCCGCCCUGUUUCCAUGGUGAACAACGCGUCUCUUCUUGUAUUAUAGCUUAUCAGCUUUUUAUCAAUAUUUGAUCGGCUUGUCCGUGAGCCAAUGUAGUCUUCAGUACAAAGUGUGUGGUUGUAUGUCGUAAAACAGAUUUUCUUUUUGGUUUCUCUCUCUCUCUGUUUUUUAAGAAGAAUCUUUUCUCUUAUUGCUUUUUCUUUGUCUGUUCUGGUUUACAUGUCUAUGACGGAAAAUGUAAAAAAAAAAAAAAUACGAAAAACAAACAAAAAAAGUACAAUUCUCUCUCCGGCAGCAUUCUUCUCUGUCGGUGUCAUUUUGACGCGGUUAAAUUCCGACCCAAUCAACAGGAAGGCACGGAAACUGGAAAAGAAUCUAUUUGAAUAAAUCAAUCUAUAUAUAAAUGUACAAAAAAUAUAUACGAUAUAUAAGGAGGGUGCCGGUUUCUGUAAUUUUUUUGUGUUUGCUUGGGGAGGAAUUAUUUUUCUCAAAGACUGAACUGGCGGAAGUUGGCGAGGCCCCUCAGUGUUAUGAAUUUUCCAGCUGACUUUGUUGUGUUCUCCGUUGUUGCCAUGACAACACCCUCCGACUAGUACGGCACCCCCCCCCCGCGCAGGACAAAAAAACGGGACUGGAGUUCCCUCCGCUCCGUUCACUGCUAUGUAUCCACGGCAACGACACACAGACGUUUGUAAAUUGUAUGCAACAAAAUGGCAAAACCUUUCCAUUAUUUUGAAAUUGUGUAUGUAAAAGUUAUAUUUUUACAUGUAGACUGUUGUUAUUUUGUGUUUUAGAAAUAUGUUGUAUCAGUUCUUUUGUUAAAAGAUGAAAAAGUAAAAAAUUCAGUGUGUGUUGAAAAAAUGUGUCACAUUGAAAAAUGUAGUGAGGUCAAAAGUUCCAAAAUCUUUUUUUUUUUUACGUUUCUUUUUUUAAAAGCUCUGUGGGGAACACGUGGAGGGUUAAAGGGGGAGGAGUCAUGGAAGAUAUAUGAUAUUUGUUUAAUUCUCCUCAUGACGUUUCCAUCUUACUUGUAUUCUUUGCAGAGAAAUGUGUAAAUACUCAUGAAACACUUUCUGUGGGGGGGGGCCCGAGCGGCGAGGACGAGGGUGUUUAGAGUCUCGGUCGCCAGGGGCCGACUUCGAGUUCGCCCAGCGGAGCUCCGUGCUCCGCGAGGUUCGUGGUUAUUGUCGCCGACCAAUCGGGAAGGUUUAAACAAUCGUCUUUGCACCGAGAACCAUCAGAUCAAACACACGCCGGUUCCAGGGCUGUGCCAGGGAUUUUUUUAUUAUUUUGAUUUCAUUCUAAACCUAAAAGAAAUGACUGUUCUGUAAAACAUCUGGAUGCCAGAACUUCAAAAGUACACGACGUAAUAUUUAACCGCCUAAAUUCCGAUAACUGAAGUGACGUACCCAAAGAUCGCUGAUACGUUCAAGCCACUCCGUCGCCCCCUAGUGGCCGUGGGCCGGCUCUGACUCACGUGCGUUUCUUUCCGGCUCGUAAAUGUUAACGAUAAACAAAAGACCCCUCGGGCGCCGAAGUCAAGAUUAACAUAUGAACAUUUUGUAAAAGAUCGGAGCGUAAUAGUCUAAUGUAAAAUUAGAAGUCGUCAGCAAACAAUCUCAUCAGCUACUUCCCCAAAAAGAUCCGAUCUCGUGAACGACAGCUUCAGUCAUUUCUUUUCUGCGUUGAGCUUUCGGACUAAACGAAAGCUGCUUUGAAUUGGACCUGAACACUAGGAUUGAAUCUGUCGGUGUAAGUGCUAAAUGUGUUUUUUAAGUAAUGUUAUUUUUACGAUGCUUUCAUUUCCUCUUUUUUCUCUUUGUUGUAUAAUCGAGUCAUCUCCCGAAUUACGGUAUCUUCAUUUUUUAUGUUACCCUGAUGUUUCUAUUAGCCAAAACGUUAACGCUUUUCUUUUCCCUCCUUGUUGUACAUACACACCUCAUUUCUCUUUUUAAGUGACUGUGCCAUGAGCUUUGUAAUCUGUUACUCUCUGUACCAGUUUUACUGCAAUAAUGAGUUGAAUUCAAAA